CGUCAUGCCGUGUCCCCUAUCGAAACAUGGCCACUCACAUGGGCUCGAAUUCGUUUCGAUUUCGAUCACGCACAACGAGAUGGAAAUGGAUUUUUUCCUAACGUUCAGAAGGCUUUAUUAACGUCAUUAGUCGUUCGUUAGAUCAGAAUGAGUGAUUUGUUCGAGGACGACAGAGAUGGUUCGGAUUCCUCCAAGUCACCUUCCAGGAAAAACUCGGAAGGAGGUACAAAAUUUGGGGGUGCCUGCAGUGAGAAGCAAAAGCAGGAUGCUGCAAAACUCAUUGAGGAGUAUUACUAUCAACUCACUCAAGGGUGUGGAAACCCAGAUUGCAGCAACAAAGAAUGUGCAACAGGGAGGCAAAAUAGCAAUUUGGAGGCACUGCCUGCAAAUGAAGCAGCUGUGCAAGCCCUUCAUCUUCUCAUGACUGCUCCAAACCCAUCAUCUUUACUCUGCAAGAAGCAGACUAGGAAGUUAUCCAUUCUUGGCCAUAAUCACGUCAAGUCAUUGCCAUGUGAUAUGGAGGAAGGAGAAGAGUCAAGGGCAUCAGCAAACAACUCUGCAAGGAACUUCCAACAUAUGGCAUUCAGUGAAGAAUCCUUGAAGAAGAUCUUGGAGGAGUGUGAGAAGGAAGGAAAUUAUAGCCAGCUUGUGAGAACAGUGGGCCAAGUUUUCUCUGACCCAGACAUCCUAUUCGAGCUUUUUCUGAAAAAAGAUGGUGAGGAAACUGAUGGAUGUAAAGUGGACCUAGAUUCUGCAAGGAAAGUCUUCAGGCUACUGGAUAGUGUUUCUCACCAGCAUUUCUCCUCGUCUCUCAUCAAUGCUCUUUUGCUUCUUUCUGAGGAAGUGGAACUCAAAUUUCAUUGUAGUCAGAGUGAUUCACUGGAUUAUGUGAAUGUAUUAUUGGUGGUGUUCGAAUUGCCUAUGCUUUGGACAACAAGUGCGCUAGAGGCAUUGCCAGCCUUGUGCAAGGCUUUAUAUGUUGUGCCUAUCAAGGGGCAAGCCUUGUUAGCUAGAGUUUGGAGCAAAACAGAACCUGCCUUCAUUCAUCGUAUGUUAUUGGCACUUCAGUCUCUGAUCACUGACUUGAUUCUUCAACCCAAAUCUGGGGGUGACAUUCAAGAGAAAAUGGAAAUAUCAUACCCUAUUCAUUUCAUGAAGAUCUUGUAUUAUUCAAGCAUAGUAGGUGGGAAGCAUGAUGGACCUGAGUGCAGGCGUGUGGCUUCAGAUAGCCAUACAAGUUUGUCUCUUUUAUCUGAGUCAAUUGUGAAAGACCCAGAGUCAGCUGUGAGUCUGGACCCACUGGAACAUGAACUUGGUGUGAGACCAGUUGAUGCUCGGAAACCACUCAUCCCCUUCAAUGAAUUCUAUAAUGAGCCCCUGAGCGAGGAAUUCAGAAUGUUCCUGGCAAGUGAUGGCAAUUCUGGAGGCUUCAGUCUAAUGGACUAUGCAUUUGUCCUGACUCUCUCUGCCAAGGCUUUGGGUCUGUACUUUGAGAAUCGAGUGAGAAUGCAGGCAGAAAGGAGAAUGUGCCUCUUUCAGACUGCUCUACUUGGUGAACCAUCUGUCCCUUAUCUCAAGCUCAAAGUCAGACGAGACCACAUCAUUGAUGAUGCCUUAGUUGAGUUGGAGAUGGUGGCCCUACAAAGACCAUUGGAUUUACGAAAGCAAUUGAUGGUAGAAUUUGUUGGAGAGGAAGGUGUGGAUGAAGGAGGCCUUUCGAAAGAAUUCUUCCUUCUUCUCACAGAACGACUAUUUAAUCCUGACUUUGGAAUGUUUGCAUUGAACGAGGAGACUCAUACCUACUGGUUCAAUCCCACUUGCUUUGAAAGUGAUGCACAGUUCAGCCUUUUUGGCAUUCUCAUGGGACUGGCUCUUUAUAAUAGUGCCAUCUUGGCUGUGCAAUUUCCACUUGUUCUCUAUAGGAAGCUCAUGGGUCAACUUGGCACUUUUGAUGACCUAGAAGACUUCAGUCCUAUGCUCUAUAGAAGUCUGUGCGAUGUGUUGGCAUAUGAGGGGGCAGAUAUAGAAGAUGUCUUCAUGCAGAGUUUCCAAAUCAGUUACACAGAUGUGUUUGGCAAUACCAUGACCCAUGAACUGAAGCCUGGUGGAGAAAAAGUCAUUUUAACUCAGGAAAAUAAACAGGAAUUUGUGUCUCUCUAUGCUGACUUCCUGCUCAACAAGUCUGUUUCAAGGCAAUAUUCUGCCUUUGAAAGGGGAUUCCUUCUUGCCACUUCUGACUCUUCCAUUCAGAAGUUAUUUCGACCGGAGGAACUGGAGCGUCUCAUUUGUGGAGAGAGGGACUUUGACUUAGAGGCCAUGGAGGAGUCAACUGAUUAUGAUGGAGGCUAUAGCCCUGACUCCCCUGUGAUAAAGUACUUCUGGUCAGUGGUGCAUGAGAUGAGCGAAUCACAGAAGAAAGACCUCCUCCAGUUCACAACGGGGAGCGACCGAGUACCAGUUGGGGGUCUGAAAAAUCUCCGCUUCAUCAUUGCCUACAAUGGGCCAGACUCUGACAGGCUUCCCACAGCCCACACGUGCUUCAAUGCUCUCUUGCUACCGGAAUAUAGCAGUCGGGAGAAGCUGAAGGAGCGACUAUUGAAAGCCAUAUCCCAUGCCAAGGGAUUUGGAAUGCUUUGAGCGAUCACCCAUUCUCACACUCGUAGUGAAGAUCGUCAUCCUCUGAAUCUGUUCAUCCAUUUGCCCCGUGAAGGAGUGUUAUUACCC
Molecule: messenger RNA, 2724 nt
Organism: Darwinula stevensoni
Lineage: Eukaryota; Metazoa; Arthropoda; Ostracoda; Podocopida; Darwinulidae
Source: the annotation of a GenBank genome assembly